GCGCUUCGUAUGCGAGGGGUGGCUUGUACUUGUACGUUGUGCCGGCAAUCAGUUUCUCUCAAACUUUUCUUUCUUGCUUCCACACAUUUUCUCGCCGCUUCAUUGCGGCUCUCCUCUUGGGUUUUGCUUCACUGAUUCUGUUCUAGUUUUAACCUGCGGCAGAGGAGGAUUGGACAUCAACCUUUAGAUUUUAGAAGAACGCUUCAUCGUUUUUCCCUUCCAGUUUAUCAUUGAUUGAAUACAAUGACGAUACCGGAUUAUCCCACUUGUUUCGUCGAAGCUGCGGCGUCUAACAAUACUGUUUUUGUCGAUACUAGUCUUGGCACUCACUUGGCGAUGGCCGUCUCUGACGGUGAUACUGUCUUCGAUGUUAAAGAAAAGAUAGAGAAGGAACAUCCACUGUGUUUUCCUCAUCUCGGGGCCAUAAAAAUUCAUGCAAUUAAGGUUACGCGCAGAGGGUACUUCUAUCACCUUUCUGAUUCCAUGUAUUUGAAAAGUGCAUUUGUUGGCUACGACGACAGUUGGUUUCUUUCUAUUGAUGCUUCUACUGUUGAUGGUCACUCAACUGACCCUAAUACUGGCAGUGUUGCUAGAAAUAAUCAUAGUGGACAUCUACCUAAUUAUGAUGCUCAAAAAUUGAAAGACAUUGUGGCUCAACAAUAUGUCAAUGAAGAAGCCCCUGAUUCAUGUCAUUCUAGUAAAAGAGAUUUAAUGAUCGAGAAGGCAGAAGUUACUCAUUCUGUCAAAAAUCGCAGCAAACAUCAAUCGAGCAGGACAAUGAAUGACUGUGAAGGCUUCAAUGAAAAAUUGGAAUCUCUGCCGGCUGUGAAGCAGAAUCAUAGAAGUAAGAAAAGCAAAACAAUAUUGAUUAAUGAACACAAAUUUGCUAAUCAUACUAGUGAUGAUAAUGAUCAAAAUCCACUGCAGCAAGUCGUUGGAUCUAAUGAAAAAUCCAAGGAAUAUGCACAUAAUGAAGUUUCCGAUCAUCCAAUGAUGGAAAGCAAAUCCAAUGUAGAUGAACAUGGUCAGAUUUCAUCUUCUGAUACAGGCAAUGUAUCUGAAUCUGAAAAUGAAAGGAAGCGAAAGUAUAAUUUACCCGAUGAAGCUGAAAUUUCUGGCAAAAAUGAUAAAUCCAAAUAUCUGAUUGACAAUACUGCAUUCAAAGUAGCUGCACAGGCUGAGUCCAUCGUGGAAAAAAUCCACAAGACUGAAAUGACAAUUAGAGUAAUGAAUGGGGUGGAAGGAAACAGGGAUCUGGUUUCUGAAUCUAGGAAUGCGACAUCUACAUCUAAGGUUACUUCCGAAUACUUGCCAGAUGAGAAACAAACUCCACAAGUUGUCAUAGGUAGUUUGUCUACUGAACCUUACGCUCAUUUGCUCAAGUCUGCUUCAAGUGGUGUGAAGAAGAGGAAAAAGAAAAGCAAAUCUGAGUUGUCAGGUUGUCCAAAUCAGGUUGUUGAUUUGAUUUCAUCUAGAGUAGGGGAUCAACAGGAUGCAAGUCGAGAAUCUGAUAUAGCAACUGUCCCCAGUCGAGAUGUUGAGGAGAAAUCAAUUCCCGACCUCCUCGAAACAUCUACAAGGGAAGUGCAGUAUGAAUCUAUCGAUAAAACUGCAGAAAGUUACGCACCGCCCCUGGUUGGAGAGUCCCAUGGUGAUAAGAACAACAUUGAACUUCCUAAUGUCCAAAGUAUAAUGGAUGCAUCUGAUAAACCGGUGUUAGGAGGAAUGGUAGGUUCAGAGGAUCUUGCCUCUAAAAGCAAGGACCCCACUGAUCUCCAGAAAAGUAUUGGUACAUCCGAGGAUGCCAAUAAUGUACAAAGGAAUCAUCUUACGCACAAAACUGAAAAGUUUGUUGCAGUUCUAGAGGAAAGAGAUUCCCUGCAGAUUGCUGAUGCAAAAGCCUCAAUGGUAGAGAACUGCCACUCAUCAAGCUGGGAUGGUACCAAUGCUGACACUAACUCUAAAGCUAUGGAAAUUUCUAAAUUAGUUCAUUUAAAGGGAACUGCUGAAAAGACCAAGCAUGGUAAGAAAAAGAAGAUUAAAAAGUCUAGGGAGUCAGCAGAAGAAAGGCAGAUUAAUUUAGUCACAGCAGGUGCUAGAGAUUCCGCACAAGACAUUUCAACUGAGAUGCAAAGUUGUACUUUAGGUGAUAAUUCCUGUAGUAAAGCUGAGAUUGGAGAAAGGAACGUUUCUCUAAUGAAAGGAGAAAACACAACUAAUACUUCUAUAUUGCCUGAUGUGAGGAACAUAGAUUUAGAUAAACCAAAUACAAGUAAGGUGGAACCUUUGCUGCAAAUCAACAAAACUCAAGCUGUAGCAAAAGACAUGGAUGGGCAGGUGAGAAAGAAAACUAAGAAGAGACCUGUGGCAUCAAUGAAAAGUACACCUGACCUUCAGGCAGAAAGUAUCGGUAAUGAGGAUUCAUUCUCUUCAAAGAGAAAUGACAGGGAAGUAAAACCUGUGUCUAUAGCGGCAAAGAAAACUAAGUUUUCAAAAUCUAAUUUCAGAAAUGAGAUUGAAGAAGAAGAAAAUUUGGACUCUACGCGGUUUUCAGAGGUUGAAAUCAGUCCCAGUUAUUGCAAGAAAUCUAAGACCGUUAGGUCCUCCCUAAAUCCAUCUCACAUUUCUGAAGGCUAUGAAGAUAGGUAUGUAGAAGCAAAUAGAUUUAGCAACACCACUGAAGAUUGUAAUACUGGUAAGGUCGAUGAUGUUGAAGUCCCUUCUGAAAGCAAUAAAGUUGGCAUCGAGGAAAAUGCUGACAGAUUCCAACACGAGUCUGUUAAAUUGCAGGUUGACAAUUUGAGUAGAGAGAAAAGUGUGAAUACUUUGCUCAAAGCUAAAAGAAAAAAGAAGGAUCCAAGUGCCUGCUCUUCUGCGGCCUCCUUAAGCAUGCAGAACGCACAGAAGUCAGAUGAAAACACGGAGAAUGAGGGACAUUGCCUAACUAGCAACUCUAGCGCUCUUCAACUUCGUGGAUCUUCGUCAAAGGAUAAAUGUGAUGCAAUGCUUCAUGUUGACAAUAAGUUAAAGAAAAUUUCAAGAGGUGGGGUAAAAUCCCUGCCUUCUAAUGAGCCUAAACAGAAAACUUCUGACUCUAAUCAAGCAGAUGGGGUGAGGGGAAAAGUUGUUGAUUCUUCUCGAGACAGUACUGAGAUAUACAGUGAAACUUCUUCUUUACCAAAAACAAAACCAAAGAUGAAAAAGUCGGCAAAUAUGGUUUACCAUGAUCAAAAGCGCAAGGGGCAUCAAUCUACCGGUAUUGGUCGUCCUGAGGGUGGACGAAAAUCUUCUCAGACUGGAAAGAAAGAUGUUACUCAAUCGCAGCGAAGGAACGUGUUGCUUACUUCAGGAGGCAUAUUUAAGGAUGCUAGCAGCGAUAGUUCUGAGGAUGAAGCAGGAAUUGUUGAUUCAGAUGCCAGUACCAAAUCUCCAGAUAAUUCACAAAUAUCCGACUUCUCAGAUGGUGAAAGCAAUGAAUCUGUUGACUUGGAAAGAACAAACAUUCGUAGAAGUAGGAGAAAGAACGACCCUUCAAGCCCUGAGAAUUUGACCCUUGACACGAUCCUUCGAAGUUCAAGUAGAUAUAAGAAGGCAAAGAUGACAGCCUCCCAAUUACAACAAGAUGAUACUGAAAGCCAGCCUGUUGAUUUUGUUCCAGACAGUCAGACUAAUACUUAGUUCGUUAUUGUCAUGUACCUCCUCCAGGACCAAUAUUCCAGAUUGCAUCGUCAAACGUUAUUGUGCUUGUCUAAAUUUGUUAAUGGGAAUUGUCACGAUAUCAGAUAAAUUUGGAAGGAAAUGAAAUCCUUGGGCAUCUUUUGGAUGCUUGCAUGAUAUUUCAUGCUGGGCUGUUUUGUAGUAAGCACGAAUCUUAUUUUGAAGUUAAGGAUCAGUUGAACUAUAGUUUACGAAAA
Cucumis sativus (cucumber) is the source of this 3914-nucleotide messenger RNA. Its product is annotated as dentin sialophosphoprotein. The transcript is spliced from 6 exons. NCBI's taxonomy places the organism in Eukaryota, Viridiplantae, Streptophyta, Magnoliopsida, Cucurbitales, Cucurbitaceae. The record is from RefSeq and is a predicted model, not a curated record. The coding region runs from base 244 to 3678 and encodes 1144 amino acids.